This is a messenger RNA of Labeo rohita (rohu), 1381 nucleotides long. Its product is annotated as CMRF35-like molecule 8. The transcript is spliced from 5 exons. Lineage: Eukaryota; Metazoa; Chordata; Actinopteri; Cypriniformes; Cyprinidae. The coding region runs from base 267 to 863 and encodes 198 amino acids. The record is from RefSeq and is a predicted model, not a curated record.
UAAGACAUUAAUGAAGUGUAAUAUCAUGUCGACGAGAACAGUUCAUCUGGACAGACUGUGAUUGUGUGUUUGUGAUGAGUCCGUUCAGCUGCUGUCCAUGGUGCUGAAUAUCUGAAGGACUCUCCUCUUCCAGCAGAGGAAGUGGGCGUCUCUGUCACAUUUAGCAGAAGAUGAAAGAAACACUCAGAGCUCAUCUGAACACACAUCGAGAGCUUCAGAAGAACUGAAUCUACUAACAACAGAGAAGAUCAUUGAAUAAGAGAAGAAUGAAGAUCAUCUGGACUUUCACUCUGCUGAUGAUUCCUGGUGUUGUGAGCUCCAUCAGUGUGACAGGAUAUUCAGGAGGUGAAGUCAACAUCACAUGCAAAUAUAAUAAAGAAUAUACAGCAAAUGCAAAGUAUUUUUGUAGAGGAAAGAAGCCAGACAAAGUAAAAAAUUAUUUGUGGUGUUCUGAACUCAUCAAGACUUAUGAGAAAGAUAAAUGGGUUCAUUCUGGAAGAUUCUCUCUGUAUGACGACACAAGAGCAAUAGUUUUCACUGUGACCAUGAGAAAUCUGAGUGAACGUGAUUCUGGGACGUACCAGUGUGGAGUUGACAGAACUACAAAAAAAGAUUCCUACGCUGAAGUGAAGCUGAACGUUAUAACAGAGAGAAAUGAACACCAAACAACAUCAGCUGAAUCUCCACUGAUCACAUCUUCAUCUCCUGUAACAGGCUCUUCUCUGAUCAUCAGUGUGUCUGUGCUUCUGCUUCUGAUCAUCACUGUGAUUCUGUUAGUGAUCGUGACUCUCUGGAGGAGGCGUCAAUCCCACACAGUAAAACUCUUGCUCCUUUAUACACUUACACACUUUUACCUUCUUUAAAUAACAUUUUCUAUUUUUGUACAUUGCUCAAACUGACAUAUUAUUAGUCAUAGUGAUGUUUUUAGAGUGCUUCUUUACCUGCAAGUAAAGAUGAGCAAAAAUGACUGUGAUUGCAAAAAGAUGUUUGUCUGAUACAGUUCAGAAAGCCAGUCGUGACUCUCAGAACUUCAUCACAUCCGCUGAGGAUCUGAUGUACUCCGUGGUGAAUUUCCAGAAGAAAGUGGACUGUCCUGACAGUGUCAGUUUGAGGAAUAAUCAGGAUUACAGUGAAUACACUGCGGUCAGUUAUCUCACUUACUGAUGAGCCACAGCAGAGAAUGUGUGUUAUAAACCGAUGCAUUUAAAAAUGUGGAUCAUUCACAAUGAGUCCAAAACUAAAACAUUGAGCACAAAAUGAGACAAGUGCUGUGUAAACAUAAUAUUUUGCAUAUGCAGACUGAUAUGCAGAGUGUGAGUGUAAUGCAGACUGACAUUAGCAGAUGAUUUUUUUCUAAAGCUGCUUUGGAUCAGAAAUAAUU